UUACCUGUCAGCGGCGGAGAGGAGGCGGGAGGGGACGGUGCGGUGCGGCGUGGCGGGAUGGAGGGGCUCAUCCCGCUCGUCAACCGGCUGCAGGACGCCUUCGCGGCGCUGGGCCAGAGCUGCCUGCUCGACCUGCCGCAGAUCGCGGUGGUGGGUGGGCAGAGCGCCGGCAAGAGCUCCGUGCUGGAGAACUGCGUCUCCAGGGAUUUUCUUCCACGAGGUUCUGGAAUUGUAACAAGACGACCAUUGGUCUUGCAACUCAUCACUGCCAAAACAGAGUAUGCUGAAUUUCUACACUGCAAAGGGAGGAAAUUUACUGAUUUUGAUGAAGUUCGUCAGGAAAUUGAAGUGGAAACAGAUAGAAUAACAGGAGUGAACAAAGGCAUUUCUUCAAUUCCUAUUAAUUUAAGAAUAUAUUCUCCACAUGUCUUAAGCCUGACUCUCAUUGAUUUGCCGGGAAUCACUAAAGUGCCAGUAGGGGAUCAGCCUCCAGAUAUUGAGCAGCAGAUCAGAGACAUGAUAAUGCAGUUCAUCUCUCGAGAAAACUGUCUGAUACUGGCUGUGACUCCAGCUAACACUGAUCUGGCCAACUCAGAUGCACUGAAGUUAGCUAAGGAAGUGGACCCUCAAGGCCUUAGGACCAUUGGUGUGAUCACAAAAUUGGAUCUGAUGGAUGAAGGAACAGAUGCAAGAGAAAUUCUAGAAAACAAGCUACUCCCUCUUCGUAGAGGUUAUAUUGGUGUUGUAAACAGAAGCCAGAAAGACAUUGAUGGGAAGAAGGACAUAAAGGCAGCUCUUCUAGCAGAAAGGAAAUUCUUUCUUUCCCACCCAGCGUAUAGGCACAUGGCAGAUCGUAUGGGAACACCAUACCUCCAAAAAGUUCUAAACCAGCAACUUACCAAUCAUAUUCGGGAUACCCUGCCAGCCUUCAGAAGCAAACUCCAGAGCCAGCUGCUUUCUAUAGAACAUGAAGUAGAAGUAUACAAAAACUUCAGACCAGAAGAUCCAACCAGAAAAACGAAAGCCCUGUUGCAGAUGGUACAACAGUUUUCAGUGGAUUUUGAAAAAAGAAUCGAAGGAUCAGGAGACCAGGUUGAUACACUAGAACUUUCAGGAGGUGCCAAAAUCAAUCGUAUUUUCCAUGAACGUUUUCCUUUUGAGCUAGUGAAGAUGGAAUUCAAUGAGAAGGAGCUGCGGCGGGAAAUAAGUUAUGCCAUCAAGAACAUACAUGGUAUCAGAACAGGUUUGUUUACUCCAGAUAUGGCAUUUGAAGCCAUUGUUAAGAAACAGAUAGUCAAACUGAAAGGACCUUGCCUAAAAAGUGUGGAUCUGGUGAUGCAAGAGUUAAUCAACACUGUCAAGAAGUGCACUAAAAAGUUGGCAACAUAUCCAAGGUUGUGUGAGGAAACAGAAAGAAUUGUGGCUGGCUACAUUCGUGAAAGAGAAGAGAAGACCAAGGAUCAGGUGCUGCUGCUGAUUGAUAUCCAGGUUUCUUACAUCAACACUAACCACGAAGACUUCAUUGGCUUUGCAAAUGCCCAACAAAGAAGCAGUCAGGUUAACAAAAGUGCAGUGGGAAAUCAGGUCAUCCGGAAAGGCUGGCUGACCAUCAACAAUAUUGGCAUCAUGAAAGGCGGAUCCAAGGAAUACUGGUUCGUUCUAACUGCAGAAAGCUUGUCCUGGUAUAAAGAUGAUGAGGAAAAAGAGAAGAAAUAUAUGCUUCCUUUGGACAACUUGAAAGUGCGAGAUGUUGAAAAGAGCUUCAUGUCUAGCAAACAUAUCUUUGCAUUGUUUAACACAGAACAGAGGAAUGUUUACAAGGAUUACCGUUUCCUUGAGCUAGCCUGUGACUCCCAAGAGGAGGUGGAUAGCUGGAAGGCAUCUCUGCUGCGAGCCGGUGUCUAUCCUGAUAAAUCCUCAACUGAAAACGAAGAGAAUGGCCAAGCAGACAAUUUUUCAAUGGACCCCCAGCUGGAGAGACAGGUGGAGACAAUUCGAAAUCUUGUGGACUCCUACAUGUCUAUUAUCAACAAAUGUAUCCGAGAUUUGAUACCGAAAACCAUCAUGCAUCUUAUGAUCAAUAAUGUAAAAGAAUUUAUCAACGCAGAGCUCCUGGCUCAUUUGUAUUCUUCUGAGGAUCAAAACACACUAAUGGAGGAGUCAGCUGAGCAGGUACAGAGGCGAGAUGAAAUGCUCCGCAUGUACCAGGCACUAAAGGAAGCCCUAGCAAUCAUUGGCGAUAUUAGCACUAGCACUGUCUCAACCCCUGCACCCCCUCCUGUAGAUGACUCUUGGCUUCAGCAGGCCCGCAGAUCACCUCCUCCAAGUCCCUCAACUCAGAGGAGGCCUACAUUAAAUAAUCCCCCAACCAGACCUUUAUCUGGCCGAGGACCUGCUCCUGCAAUCCCAUCUCCAGGCCCUCAGUCUGGGGCUCCCCCCGUCCCGUUCCGCCCAGGACCACUGCCUCCUUUUCCGAGUAGUGGUGAAACCCUUGGAGGACCUCCCCAGGUUCCCUCUCGGCCAACUCGGGCUCCUCCCAGCGUCCCAAGAUCUAUAGGACAUAUCGUAAAAUAUAGUUAUGUGCAUGCCUUCCACAAGUGUUCUCCGGUGGUCACAAGCAAACAAGAAUGUAAAAUUCGAAGACCACCCCCUUCACCUACUCGUCCCACUGUAAUUCGUCCAUUAGAUUCAUCCCUGUUAGACUAAAAGAAGUUUCUGGCAUGUUAGUCGUUGUUAACCAAAUAUGUGGAAGCAAAUUGCUUGAUAACUGUUGCAAUAACCAAUGUAUAGUCGCAUGUAUGGACAUCUAUAGGCAAGUAACCUAUUUUACUGAUAUACUCUCUGUCCAUUCUACAUUGUUUAUGAGGUCUUAAAUGUUUUGGGAAGGUCUGUGCUGCCUUGACUUCUCCUUUUGCAAUAGCUGAUGUUAGCUAACUUACUGACCCAUUUCUUCACCCAGGCAACUGUGCUCACAGUCCUGUACAGCGAAUGGAGGGCUUGACUUUGUGUGCAUUUGUGCACAUGUUGAUUUGAUCUGCUUCUUUUUUUACCUCUUAUGUGAAAGGAGUCUUGCUUAUAUUUGUACCUUUCAGGUUUUCUGUCGUUUGGAAUUACACAGUUAUGCCUAUUUUCUCUUUUAAUGGCUAAACUGGGAAAAGCAAAGCAAUGUGGUUUCUUACCAAGCUCUUCUGAAGGCCCCACACUUCCAUGUCUUCCAUGCAAGAACCUUGCUGGAUGGCUGCUUCUCCUAUAAUUUAUCCUUAUCCGAAGUCUAGUUUUUAAGGAAUGUUGUUAAACAAGAAGGGUGUAUAUGGGACAAUGCGUGUUUUACUUUAUUUCCACAUUGACAGCUGACAUGCAAAGUUGGCUGGGUGGUUGGUUAGGAGCAGGCUGCACUGCCCCAGCUUACAGGGCUCCUUGUGGAGCCAUCUCACCCUGCAGGAAGAAUGUGAAAGGGCAGUUUGAAGAGCCAGUACGUGACAGAGCAGUGUGUGCCAGUUUGUUUUGUCCUCUACUAGUGCUUGCUCACACUUGUACUCCCACUGAACUCACGGGAAGUCUUGGGGGUAUGUGAGUGCAUGUAAUAAGGUGAAUGUACUGCACGGCAGGAUCCAGAGAACUAAGCGUUGCUUUUGGUCCUUUUGUGAAACAGAAGGAGAUAAGAUACAGAUACAGACGUAGAUAUAUGAAUAGCUGUAAAUGGGCUGAUGCUCCUCUGCCCACUGUUCGAGCCAAUUCACAGAGCUCUGACCUAGAUUUGCACCUGAGCUUUCCAAGUCCAGUUUGGAUUUGAGAUAUUUUCUUACACCGGUUGAUAAAAUUCUACUACGCCCCCUGUAUAAAGAUUUUAUCUUUGCAUCACUUGAAGUCCUGCACACCUCAGAUUAGGGUCGCUUUAUCCAACUAGGUACUGAGAAGUACUCAGCUCUGCAUCUUGGCAAUGGAUUAUUUUAGUAGAUGUUCACUUGCAGAGGUCCUCUCUGCCUGCUGUUUUGCACAUUAUAUAUGAAUGUGUUAUAAAAACCUUUUGUCUUAACUGCAUUACUUCACUUUAAACACUUUGGGUCAGUGUCACCCUUACAGCUUAAAACUUACUGAGUUAACAGAAUUAAACUAGAGAUGAAUUUGGCCUCAUUUCUUCAGAAAAUAUUAAUUGCUGUUAUUACAACUAUGGUUACAGAUCCCCAGGCAAAUCAACUGGUGGUUUCAAAGUCCCCCAGUAUAAUUGGUCUAAUACAUUCAUUUACUGAGACUGCAUGGAGGGCCCCAGUAUGCUGUGUCCCCAUGGUUAGGAAGAAUCCAAUCAAAGAGCCACAACAAAUGGGGAUUUAGCCUAUUAAGUAUUCCCAGACUGCUGAUUAGUUGUGCUCACCACUGAAGCAAAUCGUGUUUCAGCUUGCAUAAGAGAGACGAGCUUGGGAAAGCAUCAUUAUUUGUAUGUUAGCUUAACUUUAAUUUCCUGUCAGCCUCAUACUUGUGACACACCUGGGGAGUCUAGAGGUCAACAUUUGAAGCACAGUGAAGAUGGAGUUUGUCAGAACACCAGCAUCUUGGUGAUCUCAGAAGAUUGCUUAAGUGGACGGUGGUUGUUUGGAGAACAGGCCCAGAUCUCCAACGCCAAGUGCACAGAAACAGUUUUCAAGGAAAAAAAAAAAGGUUACAAUCCCAACUACAGUCAUACUAACUUUCAUUACAAAAAAAUCCCCAUAUUUUGAUUAUUUUUCUCAUAUCCUACACAGUUUUCCACUGUGUAGCGUGCUCUGCUGUAACGUGCAAUGCAUCUAUUGUAUUUUUAUAAAUGGCAAUAGUAGUCCAUGCUGUUGCCUAGCCAGCAAUCCUGUAUAUAGUUUAUCAGAACUCUCUGUUACUGACUGGCAGAUGCCUGCUGAUGAAAAGCCAGGCCUAGUGCCUCAGCCGCAGAAAGUCACUUGAACCCCAAAUUUUGAUAUUUAUUCAGUGAUAUUGCAAGGCCGUGGUCUGGGUUAAUCUCACCAUACCCCAAGCACUUGGUGUAGUUGUCCAGUGUUCCCUUUGUUCAGUGGGAAGAGGCAGCACCUCCAGAAGGUGAUUCAGACUGGUGUGGCUGCAUGGGAGAUGAGGGUGGUAAUGCCAGCAAGUUAGGAACCUCAAUUAGAUGACAUAGAUCAUGGCCUAAAACCAUGUUUUUAAAGCCUCUGUACUUAAUUUACUUUGAUGACUCUUUCUGUCAAGUGUAAAGAAGUAGGUAGCACGAUUCAGCACUGUCCUUAACUCUGCCCCCCAAGAAAUUUUAUUUCUCAGCAGUAGUCCUGAAUUGUAAAUGAAGCUCCCAAGGGUAGAUUUACCCGAAAGAGGAGGAAGAGGCAGUGCAGGCGCCUGUGGCCCCACAGUCAGCACCAUCUGGUUCUGCACUUGAUGUUGAGGUCGUGGGACACAGCUGCACAGCCCUUCCUCCCUCUGCAUCCUCAUUCAGAUCACAUCUAAAUCUGGCCCUGUGCCCGAAAUGCAACACUUGUAGGUGUGCAGGUUAAUAAUUAACCUUGAGCACAAAUCCAGAGUCUGAUGAUUUUACCUCUUGCAUAUACACUUUUCAGAAUAAACUACAUAAAAUUGUUGUUUCUAGGAAAAAUGCUAAAUGCU
Messenger RNA from Phalacrocorax carbo (great cormorant), 5619 nucleotides. The record is from RefSeq and is a predicted model, not a curated record. Lineage: Eukaryota; Metazoa; Chordata; Aves; Suliformes; Phalacrocoracidae.